This is a messenger RNA of Doryrhamphus excisus (bluestripe pipefish), 8352 nucleotides long. NCBI's taxonomy places the organism in Eukaryota, Metazoa, Chordata, Actinopteri, Syngnathiformes, Syngnathidae. The record is from RefSeq and is a predicted model, not a curated record.
CUCUGUGUUAUAAGGCAGCAUAUAGUAAAUUCAUUGUUUUUCUCCACAGAAAACACAUCUUAUUCAACUUAAGUUGGUUAAAAUGUUUGGGAAAUGUUUAAAAAUAAGUGAUAAUAUGAGUAAAAUUGUAACAGAGCACAAUUUGUAUAUGUUUAAGUUUUGUUUGGCGGUCCUUGAAUUACGUUAAAAGUGACACAGUUAAAACAGAAAAAAGAAAUUGACAAAAUUAAUUAUGCAAUAUUUUAUGAAGGAAAAGCAAUAAAAAAACUUCAACCAAGUCACAGGUAUUCUACUCAUAAUCAGUUUCUAUUUCCUGUCUUGUGUCCAAUGUGGCCACCAUAUUUGGUUCAUAGUUAUUCAAUGUUUCAUGUCCUAAGGCUUAGCGGAUAUUGGCGGAACAUAAACACAAUCUCUCAAAAAAAAAACUCACACAAGGUGAGGUUUGGGGAUCCGACCGAUCCAUCACUGGGACACUUUUCCAUUAAAAAAAAAAAAAAGCUCCAACCGUCAACUGCCAAUAGGGCGGUGAUCCAUCUUGUUGAAAUAUGAAGUCAUCCAAACCGGCUUAAAGCGAAGUGAAGCAUCCGAUUUGGAGCAUAUCGAGAUAGCUUGGUCCUUGGAGCCGUGACUACAAUGUGACGGCCAUUCAAAACUGAGAAAAGUUUUUUUUUUUUUUUCACGUGAUCGCUGACUCAUUCCGUGACGAUGCUCGAGAACUGAAUCGAUGCAUCAUGAAAUCGGGUCAUUCUUUUUUGAAUAAUCCUGUCUAACUUUUUUCAAACGCUGCCACAGCAGGAUAGAUCCAUCUGUUCAUGGUUCAUCAGUGUGAGAGCCACGGUGAACCUUCCCAGGAGUGACGAUCCAGCCAAAAUGACACCGAAAGCAAGACAAUGAAGUCACAAAAGACCCCACAACAACAUCCGAAGAACCGCAGGCUUCAUUUGCCUCAUUUAAGUACUAUGCCGUCCUACUUGGGAGGAGCUCAUUACACACCUGCUACAACUACACCUGGACUACUAGUGACAGACCUGUUGCCAGAUUGUUUCCUGACCCACGCCUGUUUCCUGCGCCUUGAGUAACUCCUCAAGGUUAAAGCUGACCCGAUGGCGUCGUCACUUCUUUCUUGGUCCUCCGUGGCUCUUCUCGUGCUCUUCUUCACUUCCACGUCCUCCACGCCGUCCGGUCCGGCGUCUGCCACCUGCGCGACUCUCGAACAAAGUCGCUUCUUUGGCGUUUUCUCCUCCACGACGACACUUCCAUCGGCACCGUGUUCCUGGACCCUGCAGAACCCCGACCCUCGUCGCUAUACCGUUUACAUGAAGAUCACUAAACCGACUGACUCCUGCGUACCCAAGCAGAUCAGGACCUUCCAGUUUGAUUCCUUCAUCGAGACGUCCCGGACUUACCUGGGUAUGGAGAGCUACGAUGAAGUCGUGAGGCUGUGCGACGCGUCGACUACCGUCACUUACCUUGAAUCCAGCAAGCAGUUCCUUCAAAUCCGUAAAGUGGCCCCGAGUAACGGUGUCGAGAUUCCUCAAAGCGAGAACGACGUCAGCGAGUUUAAGGCCGAGUUUCUCGUCGUCGGGAAGAGGAACCCGAGUAUGCCCGCCUGCCAGAUGUUGUGCCAGUGGUUGGAGAAGUGCCUGUCCAGUAGCACCCACGAGUACCCCUGCGGGAUCAUGAAUACACCUUGCCAGUGCUGGGAGGCCCCAAAGAGGAAGCCGGGGAGCUGCUACAGGGGCGGCGUCUAUGUGGAGAAAUGCAUUCCGGUGCCAAGAGACAAUGGACGCAAUGCCGAGAUCAUCAAAGGCUGGGCCGGAUGGAGUCGCUGGUCAGUAUGCAGCCAGGAAUGCGGGGGUGGCGUCCAGGUGCGGAGUCGUACCUGUCAACCCGAUGAUGCGGUCUGUGAAGGCACCGUUGAAGAAGGGCGGCCAUGCAACCCACAAGCCUGCAUCGGCAAAGAACGCACCAAAAGUCAGGGUCUGCGAGCCAUUAUUGGUCUGAGGAGAGACCACACUGAUGAUCCCAGCUUUGGAGUUGUUGCAACCCAAACCGCAAACGCUAAAACAGAUGAAUGGUCCGCAUGGACUGCAUGUUCAGUAACUUGCGGAGAAGGUUGGCAAAGCCGAACCCGCGUCUGCGCCACUUCCUCCUUCACCACCCAAUGCACCGGACCCCUGCGAGAGAACAGACCCUGCAACAACACCGCCAUCUGCCCAGUUGACGGAGCCUGGGAUGAAUGGACCCCCUGGAGCUUGUGCUCAUCUACAUGCGGUCGUGGUUACCGUGACCGUUCCCGUACUUGUAAGCUGCCCCAGAAUGGAGGAGAGCCUUGCAACGGACCUUCCAGACAGAACAAGCUCUGCAACAUUGCAGUGUGCCCUGUGGACGGACACUGGAACGACUGGUCAGCAUGGAGCCCAUGCUCUGCCUCUUGCUCCAACGGUACCAUGCAGAGAACAAGAGAAUGCAACGGCCCAUCCUACGGGGGCUCGGAAUGCCACGGAAGCUGGAAAGAGGCAGUCAACUGCUUCCUGAAAGAGUGUCCAGUUGACGGACGCUGGCACGCGUGGACCUCAUGGGGAAGCUGCAGCAAGACUUGCGGCGGCGGAGUCCAGCAGAGACAAAGACUAUGCGAAGGUCCUUUCUUCGGUGGGGAGCCUUGCCCCGGUGAAAGAGGGGAGCAGAGGCGCUGUAACGAGAAGAGAUGCCCCGAGCCACAUGAGAUUUGCCCUGAGCAGAACACUGGAGAUGUUGUGUGGAAGAAGACCCCUGCUGGUGACAUGGCUGCCAUCUCCUGUCCGGCUGAUGCUGCAGGUCUGAUUCUUCGCCGCUGCAGUCUUAAUGCUGUUGGUUUGGCCACAUGGGAGAGUCCAACUUACAUCAAGUGUGUCUCCAAGAACUACGAGAACAUUCAGAUCCUGUCGAGGGACUACAGUACCAAAGCACAGAUGGCGCAAAACGUGGACGGCAUCGCCGAAGUCAUUUCCCGUCUGAGGUUCUUAACCGAUGAAGGCGCCACGUACAGCGGUGACCUUUUGGCUGUCAUGGACAUCAUGAAGAACACCUCCGACUUGUACAAGGCAACCAGGCUGAGGCUCAGCAAUGCAGACGUUGAGAACUACGUCCAAACAAUCAGCAACUUACUGAAGGAAGAACAUCACGACAAAUGGGAAGAGGCACAGCUGAUGGGCGCCAACGUUAAGGAGUUCUUCCAUCUUGUUGAGGACUCAGUGAACAUGAUCGGUAUGCAAAUGAGCGGCUUCCAGGACAUUUAUGAAGUCACCGAGAAUUUAGUGCUGAGCAUCCAUAAGCGGCCAACAACAACAAGCUCCAACUUCACUUUCCCGGCUAAAGGCUGGAGGGGCAUGUUAGACUGGGUGAGGACUUCCGAGGAGAAAAUUUCUGUUUCCAGAGAAGCACUAGCCAUCGAGCAAACUGAUGGCAAUGAUGCAUUUGUGACUGGCAUCGUCCUCUACAGAAACCUUAGUUCCUUCCUCUCCUUUCAGAGCAACAGCACCCUGCUCAAUUCCAAAGUGGUCACGGUGAUCGUCAAGCCCACCCCUUCCCUUGCGUCUUCUCCUGUUGAGAUCGAGUUCCCCCACCUCCACAAUGGCACCAUGAAUGAGACUUGCCUAUCUUGGGAUGAGAGUGAAACAUCCUCCCUGCUCGGAUCUUGGUCUGCUCGGAGCUGCAGAGCCGUCCCCGUUCAUUCGUUCCGAACCAAAUGCGUGUGUGACAGCCUCUCCACCUUCGCCAUUUUAGCGCACACCAACUUCGAUUCGAUCAUGGACAAGGCGCUUCUCCCAUCCGUGACUCUCAUAGUUGGCUGUGGGGUCUCCUCGCUAACUCUGCUCCUCCUCAUUAUCAUCUACGUCUCCGUGUGGAAGUACAUCCGCUCCGAGCGCUCCGUUAUCCUCAUCAACUUCUGCCUCUCCAUUAUAUGCUCCAACGCGCUCAUUCUCGUUGGACAAACUCAGGCUCGCAAUAAGGUGGUGUGCACACUGGUGGCGGCUUUCCUCCACUUCUUCUUCCUCUCGUCUUUCUGCUGGGUGCUGACAGAAGCUUGGCAGUCGUACAUGGCUGUCACUGGUCGUCUGCGUAACCGCAUCAUCCGCAAGCGCUUCUUAUGCUUAGGCUGGGGCUUGCCUGCAUUAGUGGUGGCUGUGUCUGUGGGCUUCACCAAAGCCAAGGGCUACGGCACCGUCAACUACUGCUGGCUGUCUCUGGAGGGCGGACUUCUCUACUCCUUUGUUGGCCCCGCCGCUGCCGUUGUUUUGGUGAAUAUGGUCAUUGGUAUUCUGGUCUUCAACAAGCUGGUAUCCAAGGACGGCAUCACUGAUGUGAAGCUGAAGGAGAGAGCUGGGGCAUCGCUAUGGAGCUCCUGCGUGGUUCUACCUCUGUUGGCUCUCACGUGGAUGUCUGCCGUGCUCGCCAUCACCGACCGCCGUUCCGCACUCUUCCAGAUCCUUUUCGCCGUCUUCGAUUCCCUGGAAGGUUUCAUCAUCGUCAUGGUCCAUUGCAUCCUGCGUCGAGAGGUUCAGGAAGCUGUUAAGUGCAGGGUAGUGGACCGCAAGGACGACGGAAAUGGAGAUUCCGGCAGCUCCCAUCACAAUGGACACAACCAGCUCACGUCCGAUAAUGAAAAGGACGGGGAUUCGAACAGACAAGGAAUGAGCAGCUCCUCGGAAGAGAAAAUGUCGCCGCCUCAAAUGCCUCUUCCCAUGGGACCCAACUUCCACACUUUACCAUCCAGCAAAAGCCACAUGCAAGCCGUUCCCGAAUAUUCCAGCCACACUCUCACACUGAAACGGGAAAAGAGCCGUUUGGCCGGCGGAGUCGACCCAUCCUGCGGGAAACCCGUAUACGUCUGCGAGGGGGAGCUCUUCCAGCAACUGGAUGCCGAUCUCGCGUUGGUUCAAGCAGAGGGCGGAGUCUCCACCAGCGGCGGCGGCGGCUACGUGCUCAUGCCCAACACGACGUCCACGCUGAGAUCCAAGCCGAAAGACGAUGCGACAAAAUACAACAUCUGCGUGGAGCAACUCCCGCAGGCGAGACUCAUGCACAUGGGCGGGCCUUUUGCCGAGCCGCAAACCGCCUUCGGGAUCAAAUCCAUCCCUCCCGAUCAGAUCAGCGUUUCCUAUUCCGAGAGGGACUCGCCUAUCCAGAACAUCCACAACAUGUCCAGUGAAUCUCACAUCACCCAUAGCAGCCUGGAGAACACCUUUGAGUCCAUGAACUCCAUGAUGUCCAAAAGCGAGACCAUCUCCACCUUAUCCAUGAGCUCCUUAGAGAGACAAAAGUCCCGAUAUGCUGAACUGGACUUUGAGAAAAUAAUGCACACGAAGAAGCGUCACCAGAAUAUGUUCCAGGACCUGAACAGGAAGUUACAUCAUGGUGAUAAGGACAGGGAGUCGCCUGCAUCCGACAGCAAGUCUGUGAGAUGGAGCGUAUCAUCAGCAGGAAGUGACAAAACGAACCACAGCGACAAACAGCAGGCUCCCAUGGAAAGACCUUGGGAAGCGGUACGGGUAUUACCACAGCAGUCUCCUCCCGCGUGGGUUCGCAAAGAUCUGGAGCCUCUGGCUGCGUCGCCACUGGAGUUGCACGCCGUGGAAUGGGAGAAAACGGGCACCCCCAUCCCUCUGGUGGGGCAGGACAUCAUUGACCUGCAGACAGAGGUCUGAACAGAGGGGAUGGGAUUCGGAAGCCUUAUUUUACCUCGGUUCCCUGUCGGGCUCCUGUUUAGGUACAGUAAAGGAAUACAGGAAGUGAAUCGAUGUCUUCAAACCCUCAGCGGGAGCAAAAAGGGGGGAGAGUGGAGUGCUUGAUGAUUGUUUCCUCUCCGAGUGGACUUAAAGCAGCUCUGGUUAGAGUGCUCAGGAGGUCAAAGGGCUGGUGGAAUGCUCCGUGGUCCAUGCCAGGCCAGCGUCGCCUGUGGUUCUUGUAAUGUACGCCGGAAACCCGGUCAGAUACUUCUUUGCAAAUUACGAGACAAACACUUUUUUUUUUAGGAGGGGGAGGAAUCAGCAUAUUGACAGCAUAUUUGAAUUAAUUUACUUGGAUUUUUUUUUUUUUUUUUUUCGUUUCUGGUGCAUUUUAUUCCUUCUUUUACCGUUUUACGUCUGGAAUUUUAAAAAAAAUGAGACUCUUCCAUGAGACUUGUUUGCCAUUCAUAUCACCACAGUUAUUAUUGCUGCUGUUAUUAUUAUGUUUUUUUUUUAACUUUAAGUAGGGAUGGGUAUAAUCAUUAUUGAAGCAUUUGUUAAGAAUAAUACUGACUAAUCACAUCUUGUGGCUAAUCGAAGCUAGCUUUCUACUGUAUCGUUCCACAAAAUCCAGACCCCCCCCAAAAAAAAUUACCCUACAAAUUGCUAACCGCAUUGCAUUUUUUUAUUGAGUGCCAUUGCUAAAUAUGAAAUUCAUAUUUUUUGGAAUUUCUGGAUUUACCUUAUUUUCUAUCAUUUUUGCCUAAAUUAUGCAUUUCCAAGCAUAGAAAUGGCUAAAUUAACUAAAAUACGACAUUCAGAAGACGCAUUCAAAGACAUUGUGAUGAUGUGUAAUAUUCUACAAUAGUCACUCGUUGUCAGUAAUGCUACUGUAAUGUUCCGCGAGACACACAAGCACCAGACUUGAUUCAUAUUUUUGAAUUUCUGGAUUUGCCUUAUUUUCUGUCGUUUUUUUGCCUAAAUUAUGUAUUUUCAAGCAUAGAAAUGGCUAAAUUAACUAAAAUACGACUGAUUAUAAGGCAUUCGGAAGACGCAUUCAAAGACAUUGUGGUGAUCUACAAUAGUCACUAGUUGUCAGUAAUGCUACUGUAAUGUUCCGCGAGACACACAAGCACCAGACUUGAGUCUAUAUUGUGUCUUAUUUUCAAUAUACAUAAAUAUAGGGGUGUUAGUUUAUUUCUUGAGGGCUCUAGACUGGCAAAAAAUACUCUACACAUUGCUGAUAGCAUUGCUGUCUGUUCAUUUUUAUUGAGUGCAAUUGCUAAAUUAGAAAUUCAUAUUUUUGAAUUUCGGGAAUUUCUGGAUUUACCUUAUUUUCUAUCGUUUUUGCCGAAAUUAUGCAUUUUCAAGCAUAGAAAUGGCUAAAUUAACUAAAAUACGACUGAAUAUAAGGCAUUCAGAAGACGCAUUCAAAGACAUUGUGAUGAUGUGUAUUCUACAAUUGUCACGAGUUGUCAGUAAUGCUACUGUAAUGUUCAGCGAGACACACAAGCACCAGACUUGAGUCUAUAUUGUGUCUUAUUUUCAAUAUACAUAAAUAUAGGGGUGUUAGUUCAUUUCUUGAGGGCUCUAGACUGGUUUUGUAUGCACUGACUGCUAAAAUAUUCGUCUGAAACGAGGGAUUAUUGUAUGGAAAAGCCCUUCAGGUAGCAUUAUUGCAUUGAAAUGGGAGUUCAGAACAUUCAGUUCAUGAUUCUCCAAUCCCAUCCAAUUCUUUGAAAUGCCCAUCCCUAGUUUAUAUUUUAAUUGUGUAUUUUUAUUUCCGAUGUAUUAUGAUGCAGUAUGCACUGCAAUAUGGGACAAACCAACCGAAUCGUGACCCCCACCCUCCGUCCCCCCGUCCCUGCAUUUGCUUCGACACCAAAGCACCAGCACCACAAUACAGACUCUUGACGCGGAGCAGUGCACUGUGGGAAUGGGCUGGGCUUGGUUUCUCAGCCUUGCGGGACCAUGCGGACUUCUCUGACGCUCCUGGCGCUGAUGUGACAGUGCAGUCGGUCUCUGGCUGUCAAACCUUCAACACAUUUGUGUUUUCAGACCAUCAGUGUGAAAAAAAAAAAACAAACGGUGCAAUAUGAUGGGUGCUUGAUGCUCAAGCAAGACCGAUAUUUAGGAUUUAGGACAUUCUUUUCUUACCGAUGAUUCAAAUCUUUUAUACCAUCUUCCUCAUAAUUGCAGAGCAUAUAGACGCUAUAUGAGAAUAUAUUGUAUAACAAAUCUGUAUUAGUAAUUCAAGGAAUUUAUUAACUAGAGAUUUGUUAGCAUUAAACUCCAUAUUUGGAGGUGUCUGUGACAGGUUAGAUCAUUGUACUUCUAUAAAGCAAACAUUGUAUAGAAUGAAUGAAUUAUCUCUCCAAUUUGCUUCGGGAUGUUUGUUAUUACUCUCCACUGUGUCGCGACGAGUAAUGGAACCUCAUGUCCUCAUGUAAGAGUGUGUUUUUUGAUAACCUUGUCAGUAAUUACCUGCCAAUUUUCCUAGUUCCUCUGUACUAGUCCAAUUCAUACCUCGAAAGGACGUGUAUUGAAUAAUCAUUUGUAUUUUCUUGUCACAAAUUGUUUUCCCCUCCCUUAAAUGUACAGUUUUCACAGCACAAAAUGAAUGUGAUUAAUUUCUAAUAAAAUG